UACAUCAACAUGGCGGCCAUGGGCAAGGUGUGCGCACAUCUCUCCUUGCUUCUGACGGUAGCAGUUCAUUCUGCGACAGAACCCAAAAGAAACUUCAAGGAAGAGGAAACACUCCUGACGGUUGUCAAGACGAUGACGUGGGCAAGUGGAGGUGUCGUCAUCAUCGUCAUCGUGGCAGCUGUUUGCAUCGUUAGAAGGAGGAGCGGGAUGCCACGAGGCCAACCUACCCAGGCUCAGACAAGCAGUUGUGUAGGAUCAAACCUUUCACCAGCUGACCCCGACACCGAUAAAGACACAGGAUCUUCCCUUGAAGUUCCAUAUGACCAUCUUUGUUACCAUGGCGACGCUGAAAUCAAUAGAACCUCUGACAAAAACUUAUACGACCACCUGUGCCAGCAAGAAGGACAAGAGAACAACAGUUCAUAAUUCUCUCAACCAUACUAUUGUAGAAAAUCUUAUAAGACAAAGCUUUCUACAGUUGUAAAAAUUAUUAUGCGAGCAGUAAAAAUGCAAUUAUUAAAACGUUUGUUUGUUACUUCUAAACAAAAAACAAUUUGAAAAGUUUUCUUUACAAAGCAAAAUUUUUAUUGGUUGAAUUAUCUAUCACAAAAAUGUUGAUUAUAAAAAUUGACACAGUUAUAACUAUGGAAAUGUUGCUCCAUUAAUAUCGAAUAGGUAGCGAACACAUAAAAACAAAUGUGGCCACAAACUGCGUUGACUAAAACAGACUGGAAUGUUCUAACUUGCGUUUAUAGACCGAGAAUUAUAAGAAUAUUUUCUUUCAUAAUAAUGUGCUAUUGUUUUGACUAUUGAUUUCUAUCCAUUAAAAAAUACAUAAAUAUUCAAUUUUCCUAAUAUUGUUAUUUAUUAUUUAAGAGAUAAAGAUAAAGAAGGAAAAGCAUCUAGAAACAGAGCGAUACAGAGAAAAAGUAGAGAAAGAGAAAAAAGUUUUUUUUUGGGUUGAGCUAGCAACAAUGAGACGGUAUUACAGCAAAACAAUUCUCACUCACAACAUGUACAGCAUUUCAAGAACACUAAGUCCUCUCUUAUGGAGAGAGCUGGAAACAGCGAGAAUUGAUGCAGCAAAAAGAUUUCUCUUUCUCUCUCUCUCUUUUUUUUUUUUUUUGCUACUUGCGAUACACGAUUUGUGCGUGAUCAAACGUCUGUAAUUUAAAAUAAGGAUCUCUAUGGCUUUAAUAAAUAAAUAAAUAAAUAAAUAAAUAAAUAAAUAAAUAAAUAAAUAGCAAACCACGGCUGAUCUCAAUAACUCUUCUAUCUAGGAAAAGCAGAAUUCCUAGUUGUUAGAAAACUGGAGUCUGAACCUGCUUCAAUACCUGGCUCGAUACCUGGAUUAGUCAAAGCAAUCGUCUCCAGCCACCCAACAGGUUUCUGAUUACUUUGGACAAUGAUUCCUUACUUUGCACUGUACUUGUAUUAAAGUAUCAGGCAUCCAACUAAAUAUGCAAGUGGUCCCGAGGUCUCAAACCCAAUGGAUGACUUUAUCCUUACAGCAAAAUGUGGAACUGCUUUCUCUACGUGACCAAAACGGACAUAGACUGUUUUCACUGAAUUUAUAAUCUAAUAAUAACAGACGACUUAAAAAAAAAGAAACUAACCUUGGUAAUCGUCGGUGUUUCCUUCGGUUUCAACCACUGAUUUUUUAAAAAUAAUUUUAUUUGAUACUUCCU
Molecule: messenger RNA, 1688 nt
Organism: Pomacea canaliculata
Lineage: Eukaryota; Metazoa; Mollusca; Gastropoda; Architaenioglossa; Ampullariidae
Exons: 3
Coding region: 10-426 (138 amino acids)
Source: RefSeq, a predicted model, not a curated record